Molecule: messenger RNA, 1555 nt
Organism: Trematomus bernacchii (emerald rockcod)
Lineage: Eukaryota; Metazoa; Chordata; Actinopteri; Perciformes; Nototheniidae
Product: solute carrier family 22 member 21-like
Exons: 9
Coding region: 98-1555 (485 amino acids)
Biological process (GO): transmembrane transport
Cellular component (GO): membrane
Molecular function (GO): transmembrane transporter activity
Source: RefSeq, a predicted model, not a curated record
UAUCUGUGCUGCUAUUUUUCACUGCAUGUGCAUCGGGGUUUAACUUCCACGACCUCCAACACGCACAAUCCUGCAUGCGAGCAGGCUAUUUGCGGUCAUGUCGAGUAGAAAAACGAAAGACUUCGAUGAAAUGACUGCUUUUCUGGGCGACUACGGUUCCUUUCAAAUUCUAAUGAUCGUUCUGCUUAGUUUAAGCACAAUAAUGUGUGGGUACACCGGAAUGAUUGUGGUUUUCGUCUCGGAUACACCAGAGCACCACUGCAAAGUAUCGAUAAACUAUACGCGCAACGCUACAGAUGUGGAGGUUUCCUUCCGCAACCAGAGCAUCUGGAUCGGAUCCGACAGCUGCUCCAGAUACACACUGAACCGGAGCUCCACGGAGGCAGGGGGGCCCCAUGACACAGGGCGGCCCAAUAGUACAGAGCCAUGUCUGGACGGAUGGGUCUUCAGCACCGAGAGAUACACCGCCACUAUUGUGUCUGAGUGGGAUCUGGUUUGUCACAAUGCAUGGAUGGUUCCUUUUACCACCUCCUUAUUCUUUGUAGGGGUCCUGAUUGGAUCAUUUGUUAGUGGUCACUUCUCAGACCGGUUUGGCAGAAAGCCAGUGUUUUUCUUUACCUUGGCCCUACAAACCAUCACUCCUCUGAUACAGGCCACCUCCGUCAGCUGGCUCAUGUUCUGUAUCCUCAACUUUCUAAGAGGACUUGGCCAGAUCUCCAAUUACAUUGCGUCACUCAUUCUGGGGUCUGAGAUGCUGAGCCCGACUGCCAGGAUGAGCUACGCUCUGCUCGGCCACAGUGUGGGGUUUGGUGUGGGAUAUGCAUUGCUGCCGCUGUUUGCCUACCUUAUCCGCGGCUGGAGGAUGCUGCUGGUUGCUUCUGCCAUCCCUGGCCUCCUAUUUAUACCAACAUGGUGGGUGAUUCCUGAGUCUCCCCGCUGGCUUUUACAGAAAGGUCGAGUUGAGGAGGCUGAACUUAUCAUACGCGCUGCUGCCAAGAGGAACCAAGUCCAGGCUCCUGAGGUCAUAUUCAGGGCUGACGAGUGCUUGGAGCUGAUGCAAAACACAGGUGAAGAGAGGCAGACAUACACUUAUCUGGACCUGAUACGAACCCCUAACAUGAGGAACAUUACAAUUCUGAGUGUUCUCAUAUGGACUGCUACCUCCAUGGUUUUCUAUGGGCUCUCUCUCAAUACUAGUAACCUAAAUGGAAAUGUCUACCUCACCUGCUUCAUUUCAGCAGUCAUUGACAUUGUGGUGUAUGUAGCCACUUGGAUGCUGGUUAAUCGUGUGCAACGGCCCACAUUAAUCUGCUCGGCAAUGAUGUUCUGUGGCAUCAUGCUCCUGGUUAUCAAGCUAGUUCCCGAAGACAUGCAUGUCAUGUUCCAGGUGUUAGCCUUAGUGGGAAAGGUUGGCGUGUCUUCUGCUUACUGCAUCAUCUUUGUGAUCUUCACUGAGCUGAUCCCCACUGUGGUCAGAAACAUGGGCUUAGGGGUAGCAUCCACAGCUGGACGCAUAGGCACCAUCAUUUGUCCUUUUGUGAUCUACAUGGUAUAA